AUGGGAAAAGGCACCGACAAGCUCUAUAUCACCCAUUCCGAAUGGUCCUCGUCAGACGCCUACUCCGCCAGCGUAGGCGCGGGCGCCCGCUCCGCACAAACCAUCCCCUUCCGCAAACUCCCCUUUAACUUCUGCGCCGCCAGCCUCCAGCCCUUCAAGAACCCCGUCUGCACCCCGGACGGCACCGUCUUCGACGUCGAGGUCAUCGGCGCCUGGCUCGACAAGCACCCGAACCAGAACCCCAUCAACGCCGAGCCCCUGCAGAAGAAGGACCUGAUUCGCCUCAACUUUGCGAGGAACGCAGAGGCAGACUCCCUCGGCGCCGGCCUGAGCGACGGCAAAGGCGACCUGAUCGAUCCCGUCACCUACAAGGUCUUUACCGACAAUACGCACAUUGUCGCCAUCCGACAUGGCAACUAUGCCAACGUCUUUGCCUGGGAUACCGUCGAGCGCAUGAACAUCAAGGCCAAAUCGUGGCUGGAUUUGGUCGACGACCAGCCCUUUACGCGCGCCGACAUCAUCACCCUCCAGGACCCUCAGAACAUGGCGAGCCGGAAUCUCGAUCAGUUCAAAUAUCUACAAGAUGGCGAACAGGCGCAAUUGACAAGAGAGCAGCAAGAGGAGCGCAAGGCCGGAAACAUCAAUGCCGGAGCGCUAGGUAGCAUGGGCGACAAGGUUCUCAAGGCCAAGGCUGCAGUGGAAAAGGCGCGCAAGGCGAGAGAAGCCGGCGGCGACGUCAACAAAAGCUCCGGCGCGCUAGAAAAGUCGAGGCAAUCGGGCUCUGCCGCUGCUGUCCGGCAACCCAUGAUACAAGACAGGAAGGUUGCCGCAAACGCCGCAGCUUACACCACCGGCAAAGCCGCCGCCAGCUUCACCAGCACUGGCCUCACCCCCGAGACGAGCGGCGAAAGAGCGCUGCUGACGGACGAGGAGUUUAUGCUCAAGCCGCGGCGCGUCAAGACCAAGGGCUACGCCAGGAUAGAGACCAACCUGGGCAACCUCACCAUCGAGCUGCAAACCGAGACGGCGCCCAAGGCAGUGUGGAAUUUCAUCAGGCUCGCUCAGACGGGCUACUACAAGGGCGUGGCUUUUCACCGAAACAUUCCCAACUUUAUGAUUCAAGGUGGUGAUCCUACGGGUACGGGAAAGGGAGGCACGAGUAUCUGGGGCAAGAAUUUCAACGACGAGUUUGACGGCCCUCUAACACAUGACGCGCGAGGCACCGUCUCCAUGGCCAACAAGGGCAAAAACACAAACUCGAGCCAAUUCUUCAUCACCUACAAACCCACCCCCCACCUGGACCGCAAACAUACCAUCUUCGGCCGCGUCGAGUCCGGCCUCGACGUCCUCGCCAAGAUGGAAGACGUCCCCACCGACGGCUCCAACCGACCCCUCAACAAGAUCCUCAUCAAGGACAUCGUCGUCUUCGUAGACCCCUUUGCGGAGUUCCAGGCCCAGAAGAAGGAAAAAGAGCGCCUCGACAAGCAGCAUGAGGAGAUUCGCCUGCAGGGCGGCACCGAGGACGACAAGACGACGUGGACGGGCAAACGACUGCGCGGCGACGGCACGUUUGCCAAGCCGGAUGCGAAGCAGAGCAUCGGCAAGUAUCUGGACGCGAGCGCAAUGGAUCAAAGGGGGUCAAGUAGCAAGAGAGGAGGCGCCGGCGAUGCAGACGACGCGGACACGUGGGAGACACAGCCGCGCAAGAAGAUGAAAGCAGGCGGGUUUGGAAACUUUGAUAGUUGGUAA
Messenger RNA from Trichoderma aggressivum f. europaeum, 1749 nucleotides. RefSeq lists its product as uncharacterized. NCBI's taxonomy places the organism in Eukaryota, Fungi, Ascomycota, Sordariomycetes, Hypocreales, Hypocreaceae. Gene Ontology annotation, molecular function: ubiquitin protein ligase activity; peptidyl-prolyl cis-trans isomerase activity. Gene Ontology annotation, cellular component: catalytic step 2 spliceosome. The record is from RefSeq and is a predicted model, not a curated record. Gene Ontology annotation, biological process: protein polyubiquitination; protein peptidyl-prolyl isomerization; protein folding. The transcript has 3 exons. Bases 1 to 1749 code for a protein of 582 amino acids.